GACUUUCGAGUACUCCAAAGGAAUCCAGGACAGUGCGGAAGGUGUCGUCGCUGUGGCCUCGAAGCCUGCACGUCUUUGUCACUGCCGACCAGCCAUGGCGUCCCCCGCGGCGUCCGGCGAGGUUCAGCCCCCCAUCCUCCCGGCCCUCCUCCUCUUCCGCCGCCAGCUGGACGCGUCCUUCCGCGCCGCGCUGGGCCGGCGCUACCGCCUCCUCGACUUCUUCGCAUCGGGCGAGCCCCUCCCGGUUUUCCUCGCCGGCGCCGCGGCCUCGCCGGACCCGCCCCGCGCCGCCGUCGUCGUGGGAGGCGGCGCCGUCCGCGUGGACGCCGCGUUCCUCGACGCCAUCCCGUCCCUCGGAUUCGUCUUCAGCACGGGCGCGGGCGUCGACCACAUCGACCUCCACGAGUGCGCGCGACGCGGCGUCGCCGUCGCCAACUCCGGCACGGUCUACUCCGCCGACGUCGCUGAUCACGCCGUCGGCAUGCUCAUCGACGUGCUAAGGCGCGUCUCGGCGGCCGAGCGGUUCGUCCGCCGCGGCCUCUGGCCAGUGCAGGGGGACUACCCCCUCGGCAACAAGCUAGGCUGCAAGCGUGUUGGUAUCAUCGGCUUGGGGAACAUCGGUUCACUGAUCGCGAAGAGGCUUCAAGCUUUUGGCUGUGUCAUCUAUUACACCUCCAGAAGACUGAGGGAUUCAGUCCCGUACAAAUACUUCCCUAACGUUCAUGAUCUUGCUUCUGAAUCAGAUGUGCUUGUUGUCGCAUGCGCGUUGAACAAGGACACACGGCACAUUGUCAACAAGGAUGUUCUAGAGGCCCUGGGAAAGGAUGGGAUCAUCAUAAACAUCGGUCGAGGAGCAAAUGUCGACGAGAUGGAGUUGGUUCAGGCGCUGAAGGAGGGAAGGAUUGCAGGAGCUGGUCUAGAUGUCUUUGAGAAUGAGCCCAAGGUGCCAGCAGAGCUCUUCUCCAUGGACAAUGUGGUAAUGACGCCUCAUGUUGCGGUUUUCACAUCAGAGUCCAGGUCAGACCUGCGUGACACCACGAUCGGUAACCUUGAAGCCUUCUUCUCCGGGAAGCCAUUGCUUACGCCGGUGCUUUCCUGGAAGGGAAAAAAGAUGACCAAGGAAAAGAUGAACUAUUUCACCUAUGGCAAGACUGGGCACUUUGCUAGAGAGUGUCCUGAGGCUAAGUGGAAGCCUCCUCCACAGAAAUCAGUUAACAUUGUUGAGACUGAAGCAGCUACUUCUGGGCCGGGCGGGCUGCCUCCUUGCUGAUGGGGAAUGGAGCGCGUGCAGCUGUUCAUGGUGUUGGUACGGUCGAUCUGAAGCUUACUUCGGGAAAGACCGUGCAGCUCAAGAACGUGCAUCAUGUCCCCUCAAAGAAGAACUUGAUUAGUGGCUCCUUACUCUGUCGUGAAGGUUAUAAGAUAGUAUUUGAAUCUAAUAAAUGUGUUGUUUCUAAAUAUGGAACUUUUAUUGGAAAAAGGCUAUGAGAGCGGAGGCUUGUUACGCUUGUCUUUAGUUGAUACUUGCUUUAAAUCUGUGAACAAUGUGGUUAGUAAUGUUGAGACUAAUAUUUGGCAUU
Panicum virgatum (switchgrass) is the source of this 1580-nucleotide messenger RNA. RefSeq names its product glyoxylate/hydroxypyruvate reductase HPR3-like. Gene Ontology annotation, cellular component: cytosol. The coding region runs from base 95 to 1270 and encodes 391 amino acids. The transcript has 4 exons. Gene Ontology annotation, molecular function: NAD binding; hydroxypyruvate reductase [NAD(P)H] activity; glyoxylate reductase (NADPH) activity. The record is from RefSeq and is a predicted model, not a curated record. NCBI's taxonomy places the organism in Eukaryota, Viridiplantae, Streptophyta, Magnoliopsida, Poales, Poaceae.